This is a messenger RNA of Salvia miltiorrhiza (redroot sage), 6716 nucleotides long. RefSeq lists its product as uncharacterized. NCBI's taxonomy places the organism in Eukaryota, Viridiplantae, Streptophyta, Magnoliopsida, Lamiales, Lamiaceae. Gene Ontology annotation, biological process: ribosome biogenesis. The record is from RefSeq and is a predicted model, not a curated record. The transcript has 10 exons. Gene Ontology annotation, cellular component: nucleolus. The coding region runs from base 215 to 6289 and encodes 2024 amino acids.
UUGUAAACAACCCAACCCUUCUUCAUUUUCGCGGUUAACCUUACACGCCCGCCCCUGCCGCCACUCUUCACCCCUUCAACCACCGUCUCGGCGGCCGCUGCGCACACACUGAGCAAGAGAACAACAGCUCACCGCCGUCUCAAUCCGAUACCGAGUCUAUAGGUUACACACGAUUCCAGCGUUCGUUCCUCCACUCAGAACUUGCAACAUCGUAAUGGACAGCGCAGUUCCGUCGUCGCGGCGGCGAAGCGGCGGUCGUGGAGGAACAAAGCCGCACAGUAAGAAAAGGAAGCAAAGAAGCACUGAUGUUAUCGAAGAGGUGCGAGAAAAUUUAAAAUCUGCUCGUGUCGAUGAACCGGGCGGGGGGAAGGAAGAGCGUUCGCCGUGGAAGAAUUUGCAGCUGAUUCUGUCGCUACAAGACAAGAACGUCGAUAUUCUGAAGAACAUUGAUUUGGCAUUUAAUUAUGCAAAUUCAAGCAAUAGUGAAGAGAUGGAUGAUAUUUGUCAGAGGUCGCAGGUAUUGGAUACUUCAAGAACGAUAGUUUUCGUAAACAAUUGGAUCCAAUCAGUUCUCAUUUCUUCAGAAAAGAAAACAAGGCAUGAUGAAGAAGCACCUCAGUUUGAAACUUCUGUGUCAAUUAUGGAUUUUAGGUGCUGGAAAAUCUUUCAUUUCUGCUUGGAGGAGUUGAAAAACCUUCAUAUGCCGUUGACAUGCUCUAGGGACAUUUUACGGGUGAUUCUUGCAAUUGCAAGGGAUGCAUCAUCUUUUAUUAAUAAAACGGCAUCAUCUGUUAAGAAAACACUUUCAAGAGAAAGACUACAGAUAUAUGAUAUUGUGCUUGAUUGUGUCUCGAUGGUAUUCUCAUUCCAUGGUGGAGUUGCUAACAAAAAUUUAGACUUGUGGAUUUUACUCAUGGAAAAAAUGAUUGACUCAGCCUUGAAAGUUGUUACGUGCCAGCUUGAUGGAAGCAAGCUUGGGGAUUUCAUCUUGCAGUUAGCUUGUUAUUUGUUUGAGCCAUUUGCUAAGUUUUUAAGCAUUCACCCAACACGUAAAAAUGGUUUCCAAAAUUUCAUUGAUAAGCUUCUUGAGCCUCUGCUGCACUUGUUACAUGGUUUGCAUUCUAUACCUUGUGGCAGUGAUAAUGAUUGGAAAGAUCUAUCUAAAUGGGCGGAAGAAGUUUUGGGCCAAGGACUGUUCCACCCUACUCACAUUGAAGGAUUUCUCAGCCUUCAGAGUUCUGUUAGAUAUAGAAAUUCGUUUGAUGUUUCCUUAAAGGAUGAAAAGCUGGUGAAUAAAAGUUAUCACAGGCACCUAUUUGAUAAAGUGGAGAAGAUAGUAGCCAAGAAGAAUGACUUGGCGUUAAUUGGUUUGGGAAAGUUGCUUCACUUGUUUGUUUGUUGUGUUAUGAAGCAAAAUGGAUUUUCAGUUGGUAAUGCAGGUUCUAGGGGAUCAGAUUUCAGCACGGCCACUCAUGUUUCAAGUGCCCCUCAUCAUAGCCAAACAAUGGCUUCAAAAGUGACUCCAGCAAGUCGUAGUCAUAGCAUGAAUGCAGAACUUCGGCGAUCGAUAUUUGACUUUUACAUACAGAUUAUGGAAUAUCAAUUGGCAGAUAUCAAUACAUAUCUUCAAUCCGAAGGGAAAGUAGUUUCUGCAUUAUAUAAUGUUUGUAAAACACUAAGAUCCAUUAAUAGUGUACUUUUUAGCCUCGUUUGUGACAAGCUGUACCUAAGAACUGAGGAUACCUCUGAAGGGGCUUCCCGGAAUUUCUUGAAGUCUAUCCAUGCUGUGUUGAUGUCAUUAUCUGCCAAAAUGGAAACAUCAUCUUUUCGCGACGAUGAAAAAUCAAAUAGGGAAGUCUUGAUUUCUGUGAGGACAGAGCUUAUAGUUAGUGUACAUCACUUGUUAAAUAUUGAAUAUGAGGUUGUUGGGGAUGAUCUAGAAACCUUAUGGAUGAUGAUUUUCUCCUCUGCUGCCUGCUGCUAUAGUUCAAUGGACAUGCCAGGUCAGCCUCAUUUGUCCUCAGAGAUAUUGAAUCUGAGCUGCAGGCUUAUUGAUGUAUAUAGUGACCUUCGACAGAUGGAUUCUGCAAUAUAUGCACUUUGUAAAGCAGUGAGGCAAUCUUUGUUACUUGCGGGGGACAGUGAAGCAUAUUCAAAUUCAUUGAGCGUGUUGUUCUGCUCUUCAAAAUUUAGGCUCUCUCUUAGCAAUGCUAUUAAAGCCAUACCUGAAGGGCAAGGAUCUGCGUGCCUUCGGCAGUUUUGUACAGAUUUUAAGGAAUCUCUAGAGUGGAUGAGUUUUGGGGAUCACUCAGCUGGUACAGGUGAAACAGGGAAGUCAAAUUCAUGUAGCUCUGAUCCUCUGGAAGGUCAUUUGCGAGCAGAACUCCUGGGAAAGGUGUUGUGUGAAGUAUAUGCAAUCAUUCUAGACUCACUAACGGUUACUUCUGGUAAUAGCUAUUCUAUUGGUGCUUCUUUGAAGAGUUUCAUAGAAAUCAUACGCCCUAGCUUGGGUAGUCUGGUUACCCACCAGCUGGAUUGUGGCAUAGAAUUUUCUGUUUUGGUAGAUGGAAGAAUUUUGAGUAAGAGUACUGGACCAGACAGUGUGACUAUAUGCUGGAUCUUGGUGCUCUUCUUGCGAUUGAUAAUAUCCUGCAGAAGCUUAUUUCGGCAAGCCAUCUGCCUUAUGCCUCCUGAUGCUUCAAAAAUGAUGUCUGGAGUAAUAGAUGAUUCAUUAACUGUUCACUGUGGAAGGGAUUGGUUGGAGAUGACUGCUUCUGCCAGUGAAGGCUUUCUUUCCUGGAUCCUGCCACCUUCAGUGGCCCUCCUUGAUGUUAUAAAUUCUGUUUCAGAUAUAUGCAUUCAAGAUUCUGCUGUACUUUGUCCACCAUUGGUGUAUGUUUUAAAUGUAAUGGCUCUUCAGAGACUUGCUGACUUAAAUAGGCUGAUAAGGUCUUCUGAGUAUAUGCUUCAGUGGAACCAAACGAUGGAUCAGACUAAGUUGAAAGAUGAAGCUGAUUUGUCUUCUAAUCGUAAGAGAAUCCGGAAAUGGACAAAGUUUGUCCCAAAAAUGAGAAAAGAAGCUGCCAGUCUGGCAGAGUUUAUGCUGGAAUGUCUUCCGUCCAUUGCCAAUGACAAGGAGUCCUCAUCCUUGUUGGAUGAUGAUAUAGGUGGUACCCACUUUCAUGGUCUGCAUGAUAAUAAUUCGUCAAACAUCGCCGUAGGCUUCUUGGAUGAGAAGUCAUGGACAUCUAUACUGUGGCGGUUAAUUUGUAAAAAUGUCGAUAUCUGGUGCUCUUAUGCUAGCAAGAAGCACUCGAGGAAUUUUCUUACGCAUAUAAUCCAGGCAUCCCUUUCCUGUUUAGUCAGCUUUCAAGAUCACAAUAUGAGCACAACUGGGCGCCUGAAGACAGGAACUGCACCGCAGAUAGCACUGGAGUUUCUAAGCAACAUCAUAUCUUAUGAGCAAAGAUUUGUCCGCAGAUAUAUGGCCUCAAGGUUCUGCAGAAUUCUGCAGAAGUCAGUUCUAUCUAUAUUUAAUACUUCUACAGUUGAUUUGAGUAACUCACCUGAUUGGCUCGAGGCAAUAGCUGCAGUUGGAAAUACAUCUGACAUGCAAAGCAGUACUUCACCACAGACAAUCCAAAAUAUGGUACAAACUGAGUCUAGCAAUAAGCAACUUGAUGAUGAAUUUGCUAGGUGUCAGUGUCUGCUCCAUCUUCUGAUACGGAUGCCAGAAGAAUACUUAAGUUUGAAAUCUUCGUCAUUGUACAUUACGUAUAUUCUCAAUUUUGAAAGGAUUCUGGUUGGGAGCUUGUUAGGUGGGCACAGCCCAACAUGGUCUCUCGAUACUUAUCAGAUAUUUCGAUUGCUUGUGACCUGUAGAAAGGCUCUUCAGAUUUUAGCUGUAGCUUCUAGCAAAGAUAACGUGGAUGGAAGUCAAUCUCCACUUUGCUUGUUUCCUUUGCCAUGGCUUCUAAAAUCAUUGUCAGUGGCAAUUGAGUUUCAACAUGCAUUCCCUAAAGAUGUAGCUUUUGAAGCUAGAGCUGCACUUUUCUCAUUUUUGGAUUACACAUCUCAUGUGUUGCUGUUGGUUACUAAAAACCAAUACGAACAUGCAAUUAGCUCUGUUGCAUCUGUUAGGAAUUCCCACACAAAAAGAGAUAAAGCAGAUCAUGUAAGUGAACCGUCUGACCUAUCUGACCUUCUAUCAUAUCCGAAAGAGACUUUGGUUGCAUCUCGAAGUAUCUCGGAAUUAGCUAAGGCGUUAGAAGACGACCUGCAAAAGUCUAUUACUACUGUCAGGGAGGCAUCUGGUGAUAAGAAAAGAGAGUGCAUAACUGGGCCUCAGGAUUUGAAUAAGUUAUCAUCCAUAAUUGCUUGUUUCCAAGGACUAUUAUGGGGCAUAGCUUCUGCUUUAGGUGACCAAAAAGCAGUUAAUAGUAAUUCCAGAAUGAAAUCGUCAAGUUAUGAUGUUGAACUGAUGACUAGAAUGAAGUCAUGUAUAGAAGCAUAUGUGGAAUUUGCAAUAAUUUUCGUGAAGGCAGUGUUAAUUGAGGAUAAUCCAAAUCCCAGCAUGUCUGUAAAUAGUGAUGAAUUGAAAGCAAGUGCCUCAUCUGGUUGGUGCAGUGUUUUCGGAGAUGGCUCAAAUGAGGGGUGCCCUACUAAGAAAAUGGUGCCCUCUGAUAUAAUGGGUGAUCCUACAAAAUGUGAUCCUAAGAGAAAAUCCCGUUUAUCAUUUCCAGACCUGGAAGCUUUUCUGAGAGAGGUUCCACAUAAGAAACUUCAUCUUAAGAAAUCAUUGCUGAUGCAAGUUUUCAGAGGUGAGAAUCCUGAGGCGGCUUAUAUUCUUGGACAGCUGUUUAUUGCAUGUUCAGCUAUUUUAAGACUGAACUUGCAGAUUGAAUCUACUUCCUUAUCUUGGAGCUUGUUUCCAAUUGUGGUCGACAUUUCCGAGUUUAUGCUGUUGGAAUUUUCCGGAAGUGAAUUGCCAGGUCAAUUCGCUUUGCUUUGGUUAGAUGGUGUUGUGAGGUUCCUUGAAGAGCUAGGCAAUUACUUUCCACAUAUCGAUCCUUCCUUGUCCAAAGAUUUUUAUGUCAAGCUUAUAGUCUUGCAACAGAGAGCAAUUGGUAAAUGCAUCUGUUUACAAGGGAAGGAAGCAAAGUUAGCUUCCCAAGAGCGAGGAUCACUGACAAAGCUGGCUGGUCAAAUGAAGUCCCAAUUUUCUUGGGAGAGAAGUCGAUGGGCUGAAUUGAAGGAAAGGUUAAGGAUGUCAUUUAGUACGUACGUUAGGAAAUCAUCUGAAUUUCACUUACUAUCUAUCAUUCAGGCUGUUGAGAGAGCUUUAGUUGGGGUAUGGGAUGGCUCGAUGACAAAUUAUGAAAUACUUUGUGGAAGUUUAAAUGGAGGGGAGGUCUCCUCUGUAGUUGCCGCUGGUAUUGUUUGCUUGGAUUCAAUUCUUGAAUUUGUAACAGGGCCUAGGCGUUUGAAUAUGAUCAAGAAACACAUCCAGAACCUAGUUGCUGGACUUUUCAAUAUCAUCCUUCAUUUGCAGGGUCCCAGAAUCUUCUAUAGCUAUGUCGACUCAACCAAGGAUUCUGGCGGACCUGAUUCUGGAGCAGUUACUCUCAUGUGUAUCGAAUUACUAACAAAAAUAUCUGGAAAACCCUCUUUCUUCGAAAUAGAUGCCUGCCAUGUUGCACAGUCCCUGCGCGUACCUGGGGCACUUUUUCAAUACUUUCUACAACUUCUGAUAUCUGAAUCUCCUAUCAAAGCUGUUGUGGAUCGAAAGGCAUCAAUGGAGCUAUAUGAUGCAUGUUGCCGUAUGCUAUGCACUGCUCUUAAGCAUCAUAAAAGUGAGACUCGUCAGUGCAUAGCUCUUCUUCAAGAUUCGGUUAGUAUUCUUCUUCAUUGCUUACAGACAGUAAAUACCGAACAUGUUUCUGGAAGAGAGAUUUUCGCUUGGGAAAUACAAGAGGCCGUAAUAUGUGCCAGCAGUCUGCGAAGAAUAUAUGAAGAGGUCCGCCAACAGAAGGAUGUUUUUGGGCAAUUCUCGUUUCAGUUUCUGUCGCGUUACAUAUGGGUUUACUGUGGAUUUGGCCCAGCUAAAACUGGCAUCAUAAGGGAAGUAGACGAGGCUCUGAAGCCCGGCCUAUAUGCUCUAGUCGACUCAUGCUCAGCCGAUGAUCUCCAACUCCUUCACACUACGUUUGGAGAGGGUCCCUGCAGAAGUACCCUGGCAGCUCUGCAGCAUGAUUACAAGGUUCAUUUCCAGUUUGAGGGGAAGGUUUGAUGAUUGAUAACACUCUCUCUGCUGUCUACGUACCAAAUUUUGUCGGGUCGAACGGCGUUGGGAAGAAGCUUCUAGAAAUAUCUCCCACAUUUGUGAAGUCUUGGUUUGAUGAGAAGCUUGAUUCGAGAAUGGUGGACUCGCAUGUUUCUGUGGUGAACUGAAUUUUUCAAGAUUUUCAGGGUGCAAUUCAAGAAGCUCGUGGUACGACAUUGCGAUUCGGCUGCCUUUUCACAUUACAUUUUCUUAUCUUUUUAAUUUUUUUAUCUUUUAUUUUUGCCCCAUAAGUUUUGAAGCAUGUUGUAAUGAGGUGCAAUAUUUGUUUUAAGAUUCGAAUGUAAUCUCAAACUUUUGAUAGCGAUAAAAUUGAUGUUGUAUUUAACUUUUUAAAAGUGUUGGUGGGUAAAAAUGCUCAUUUUCAUUAAUUAUA